Molecule: messenger RNA, 694 nt
Organism: Saccostrea echinata
Lineage: Eukaryota; Metazoa; Mollusca; Bivalvia; Ostreida; Ostreidae
Exons: 3
Coding region: 24-557 (177 amino acids)
Source: RefSeq, a predicted model, not a curated record
UUUACGUCCAUCUCAGCCCUGUCAUGCAUCGUCCGGAUUACGGUAUAAGUGCUGGUACCAGGCUGUUUGACCGAGGGCCUCACAACCCCAUCCCCACCCACAAUUAUCUCAGUGGAGAUGGAAAGUCUCUCAUCUGGAAAGGCCCCUCCCACUACGUCCCGUCGGAGAGGACCUGGAUAGACCAACACCAUUACCGAUCGUUGCCUAGAGACACAAAACGUGACGCCAAGGAGAUGCAGAGCGAGGACCAAUGGGUGGACUUCAUGAGACAGAGGGACACGCCUUCUGGAUACUACCACAAAGACAUAGGUGUGUUGCAAACUGGAGUACCCGAAUGUCGCCUGUUCGGAUACACUCGGGAUUUACCUAGCAUGCCCCCACGAGACCUCCAAGACAUCUCCUGGCCGAAAUCUGAUGCCUUUGUUCCACUAGAAAGAGCUGACCGAGGGAAAUAUUACGGUUAUUAUCACGAGGCUAUUGAGCGGGAAAGAGAACGAAGAAAGAAGGAGCUUCCCGAAAGUAUGAGAGUGGAAGCCAGAGACAUUCCGAUGUUAUAGAAAUUUGUGCAAUUCCAGGAAGUUAAAUAUAAAUGUGUGUAUUUAUUCGUGCAGUAUUAUACCUGUGUAAUUAUUGUAAACAUGUCAAGAAUACUUGGACUAUUCUCGUAUAACUGGAUGUUUAUCUGGCUUGUUUU